UAUUACGGAGGAGUGGCCCGGAAGUAUGACAGUUGUUCCUGGCUGAGCUCAGGCCGCUGUAGCUCUAAGUAGACUCGCUAAGAGGACGAAACUGAGAGUCUGUUUCUUUCUGACCUUUAUUUAUAAUGGCGCUACACCUGAAAGACAAAGAAGCUUACCAAAGACUGAACUAUCUAUACCAGGCUGCACAUUGUGUUUUAUCCCAAAACCCAGAAAAUGUGGAGCUGGCUCGUUUCUACUGCUUCACACAGAGGACCAUUGCAAGACGUUUAGUUCUCAGACAAGACCCAACAGUGAAGAGAACAUUAUGCAAGGAGUGUUGCUCAUUGCUCAUCCCUGGUGUAACUGCUACAACAAGACAACAAAGAAAAAACAGCAAGACCCGCUUCACUGUGGUGAGGUGUCUCAGUUGUGGGCAGAGGAAGACAUUGCUGAAUAAUCCAGAUUACUGUUUAUGGGUAGAUCGCCCCGAGGCUCAGCUGGAGCAGCAAAAGCAACCAGAUCCAGGCCGUCCUGCUAAGAAUCAGCCAAAAGACACAGAACCAGAUGGGUCACAGUCUUCUAAACCCAGAGCUGCCCAGAGUGCUGCCAGCACAUAGCAGCAGUUCCGGACUGUGAAAUAUUGAUGGAUGAUAUUACAUUUUUUCUUUUUUCUUUUUCUUUUUGAUAUAAAAUAUCUGCUGUUGUGUUGUCUUACAUAUAUGCAGAAUCAGAGGAAGAAGUUGGAUAUUAUCUAGAUGCCAGCUAAUCACUUCUGUUUUUCAUUCAUUUCAUUUUGUUGAUUCAUUCAAUUUUUGGCCUCUGUGCGAUGAUUAUCAAUAAUCAGGUGAAGCUUGUGCUGCCGCCUGUUACGGUGUCAUUCUCAAUGAUACCACCAGAUGGCGUCUCAAACUUCAUUGAUACUCAGCAGAAAAGCGGACAAGAAUGGAAAAAGUACAUUCAUUUUAGUUGUUAUUAUUAUUUGUCCCAAAUAUUUUACAUUGUCUCCACAGGCUUGUUAAGUUGAAGUAAACAUCUUUUGACCA
This is a messenger RNA of Xiphias gladius (swordfish), 1025 nucleotides long. RefSeq names its product ribonuclease P 21 subunit (gene rpp21). Bases 126 to 599 code for a protein of 157 amino acids. Gene Ontology annotation, cellular component: nucleolar ribonuclease P complex. The transcript is spliced from 5 exons. NCBI's taxonomy places the organism in Eukaryota, Metazoa, Chordata, Actinopteri, Istiophoriformes, Xiphiidae. Gene Ontology annotation, biological process: tRNA processing. The record is from RefSeq and is a predicted model, not a curated record.